AUGAUGUCUUAUCUUAAGCAACCGCCUUACGCCGUCAAUGGGCUGAGUCUGACCACCUCGGGCAUGGACUUGCUGCACCCUUCAGUGGGCUACCCGGGGCCCUGGGCUUCUUGUCCCGCAGCCACUCCCCGGAAACAGCGCCGGGAAAGGACGACGUUCACCCGGGCGCAGCUAGACGUGCUGGAAGCUCUAUUUGCUAAGACCCGGUACCCAGACAUCUUCAUGCGGGAGGAGGUGGCGCUGAAAAUCAACUUGCCCGAGUCCAGGGUGCAGGUAUGGUUUAAGAAUCGGAGAGCUAAGUGCCGCCAACAACAGCAGCAGCAACAGAAUGGAGGUCAAAACAAAGUGAGACCUGCCAAAAAGAAGACCUCUCCAGCUCGGGAAGUGAGUUCAGAGAGUGGAACAAGUGGCCAAUUCACUCCCCCCUCUAGCACCUCAGUCCCGGCCAUUUCCAGCAGCAGUGCUCCUGUGUCUAUCUGGAGCCCAGCUUCCAUCUCCCCACUGUCAGAUCCCUUGUCCACCUCCUCUUCUUGCAUGCAGAGGUCCUAUCCCAUGACCUAUACUCAGGCUUCAGGUUAUAGUCAAGGAUAUGCUGGCUCAACUUCCUACUUUGGGGGCAUGGACUGUGGAUCUUACUUGACCCCAAUGCAUCACCAGCUUCCUGGACCAGGGGCCACACUCAGCCCCAUGGGUACCAAUGCAGUCACCAGCCAUCUCAAUCAGUCCCCAGCUUCUCUUUCCACCCAGGGAUAUGGCGCUUCAAGCUUGGGUUUUAACUCAACCACUGAUUGCUUGGAUUAUAAGGACCAAACUGCCUCCUGGAAGCUUAACUUCAAUGCUGACUGCUUGGAUUAUAAAGAUCAGACAUCCUCAUGGAAAUUCCAGGUUUUGUGAAGAUCCAUAGAACCUCUUUGUGGGUGAUUUUUAAAUAUACUGGGCUGGACAUUCCAGUUUUAGCCAGGCAUUGGUUAAAAGAGUUAGAUGGGAUGAUGCUCAGACUCAUCUUCUGAUCAAUGUUCCGGGAGGCAUAGAAGGAAAAAUGAAGGGCCUUAGAGGGGCCUACCAACCAGCAACCUGAAAUGGACAAACCAGUCUACUUAAGAUCCUGUCAUAGUUUUAGAUCAUUGGUUUUCCUGAUUUGCAAAGUGAUCAAAAGCAUUCUAGCCAUGUGCAACCAAAC
Neomonachus schauinslandi (Hawaiian monk seal) is the source of this 1180-nucleotide messenger RNA. RefSeq names its product orthodenticle homeobox 2 (gene OTX2). NCBI's taxonomy places the organism in Eukaryota, Metazoa, Chordata, Mammalia, Carnivora, Phocidae. Bases 1 to 894 code for a protein of 297 amino acids. The transcript is spliced from 3 exons. The record is from RefSeq and is a predicted model, not a curated record. Gene Ontology annotation, molecular function: RNA polymerase II cis-regulatory region sequence-specific DNA binding; DNA-binding transcription factor activity, RNA polymerase II-specific. Gene Ontology annotation, cellular component: nucleus. Gene Ontology annotation, biological process: multicellular organism development; regulation of transcription by RNA polymerase II.